Molecule: messenger RNA, 1463 nt
Organism: Penaeus indicus
Lineage: Eukaryota; Metazoa; Arthropoda; Malacostraca; Decapoda; Penaeidae
Exons: 2
Coding region: 708-1073 (121 amino acids)
Source: RefSeq, a predicted model, not a curated record
AAAAAAAAAAAAAAAAAAAAAAGGUAAUACAAGUUUUUUUUUUUUUUUUUUACGGAAUGACGGUCUUUACUGAGGUUGAGGAAAGCACACGGUCCCCAUGCGGUACCUUUUCUUUUUGAGGGUGUUGAUUGGGCAGACAGUAUUGGCAAAGAGUGGUAUUUUCCGUUCAUUAUUCCUGAGGUAAGAGAAUGUCAUCGGGAUUUUUUUUUUUUUUUUUUUGUAUGUGUGAAAAUCGUUCAGUGUUUGCGAUGUUUCACGCCUUCUUCUCUGGAGAGGGCCGAACCAGCCCUCCAGCAUUGAAGAGCUUGCACGUUUGUCGGCAUUGUAAGAUCGACAGUUAUUUCCGUGUAGAUGUACAAUUUUCAGCCAGAUUUCAGAUUUUCAGGUUCUGCGCCUUCUGAGCAACGUCUCCCGAUCACAGCCUAAAGAAGUCCAUCCUCCCCGUCCAGGUAGGCGAGUGCUUGUAUAUCUCUGCAAGUCGCGACGUUGAUCUUAUUGAAUUUACUUCGAACUGCUGUUGACAUCAAAUGAACCGCAUUCUCAUUUACAAUUUUUCUCAUAGGCUUACCCUACUGACAUCAGAUGUCCGAAGAGAUUCGUUUCAGGUCCUCAUUCGCCAGCACCUCCUAGGCUCUUAGCCACCUUGACUCGCAAAUCUGUGCUGAGUUACAUCUGCUGCAUGAAGCCCAACCAACGUGGAGCAGAAUAUGAAGACUCUUCUGUGCGAGGGAGAUAUGAAGUUGGACGGCCAAUUUAGUGAAAGAGUCUCACCUGAGGGAGGGACUUCCCCAUCCCGUGAGCAGAGCAGGGUAGGCCGGGAGAAUGGACAAGGAGCAACUGCUCCCGAGAAUGCACAAGGAGAUUACCAAAGAGAGCACAAAGACGGCACUCCAAGCACAGGUCUCAGCAGACUGCAGCAACGUUCCAGGGAAAUACGCAGCAAGUUCAAGGCACUGGGAAGCUACGGAACGCCAUCAGCACUGCGGUCACUGAAAUCUCCAGCCUCCAGAGGCACACACAAGCCUUUUCGAAUGCCAUUUCGACAGCCUCUGGAUUCAGCUAAAAAUGAAUAGGCUUAUUAAUGAGAUGCAAUGGAAUACCUGUCCAUUUUUGUUUGGCACUGAAUUGCUUCAGUUCCUUGAUAUGGAUCAUGAAAUUGCAUUGGUUCCCUGUUUAUAUUCUGUGAUGUUUCAUUAAGAUACAGACUGUGAUUUUGUUUGAAGCCAUAUGAUGUAGGCCUAGCCUUACUUAAUUUAAGUAUUUUAGAAUGAUUAUUUUUAUUAGUUUUGUGAUAUUACCAAGAACCUUUUUUUUAUUGUGUUACAAUAUUUUUGUUAUAUAAUUGAGUUUGUGUAAGGAUAUCCUUUCUUUAGAUUCCUUGAGUAAAAGGCAUACCAAAUAAAGAUGUAUAGACUGAUUUGCCUGUGUCUGAUUUUAAGCUAUGGCACCAUUUCUUUAAGGAU